UGGAGAAAAUCCACCUGCAGAGUUUUACUGGCUUGUCCAAACAUCCUGCAUGAUUUCCUUUCCUUGCAGAUAAGGUUUUACAUUCUAAGCACCACUGGAAAUUCCAAGUUGAGUUUGAGAGCAGCAGAAGAAAAAAUUAUAGCUGGUUCUCAAGAAGCCCAUGCAGCUUGGAAAAGGAGAAAGAUCUCAUUCUUUGAAUGCAAUGAACUGAAAAGAUAGACUAUUAUAAUGGUAAGUCUGGGGGAGCUGGAGAAGAAGCAUCAUCAAUCAAAAACAAACAUUACUUUACAUGUCACUCGUUCUGCAUGCGUGAUCUCAAAAGUUCCUUGCUUUUGCUUGUAUGAAGCUAAUAGGUUAUUUUUGUGGAUGUGCCAGUGAAAUAAAGACAUUAGUAAAUGAAGAGGCCUCAACAGACAAGCAUAAUUUUUUAUCGACUCUGGAGGGCAUAGGAGGCACCCUAUGGGAUUGUACUCGACCUGGAUCUUUAGGGUCUGCAUUUAUUCUAAUGGACGUUUAGUUGACUUCAAUCUAUCCACACUAUCUAGGUGGGUGGAAUAGAUGAGGACUAACACUGGUAAGUCAACAUGGAUCAGAUGCCAUCCUCUGGACAACCACCUGUCACCACCCUGUAUCUACAAUCAACUCUUAAAGGUGGAGCUCCAUGGGGUUUCUCACUCAAAGGAGGACUAGAACAUGGACAACCAUUAACCAUCUCCAAGGUUGAAGAGGGUGGGAAAGUCGAUAUGUUGGAGUCCUAUCUUCAAGUGGGAGAUGAAGUGGUGAUGAUCAAUGGUGUAGAGCUGUCUAGUUCAAGAAGAGAAGCCAUCUCUCUUGUUAAAGGAUCCUACAAAAAUCUCCAACUGGUUGUAAGGAGAAUUGUUCCUGAAAAUGGCCUACUGGGAAACAUUUCUCAUUUAGGAAAGGAAGACUUCAGGUACAGGAAAAUAUCUCCAAAAGAAGUUGUAUUCAUUGAAAAAGCUGAAUGCUCUGACACUUGCUUGGAAACCACAAUAGACAAACCAUCCAUCAGCUUUGGAGUAUGCCCAGGAGAUGGACUUAAACUGAGGCUCCGAAACAGGCAAAGCGUAUCUAUUCCUCGUCCCCAUUCCUGGCACUCAUCCAAGUUACUGGAGAACCAACCGAAUCCCAGCAUGAUGCAAAUAUCUCAGGGGACGAUAGGAUCUCCAUGGCACCAGGCUUACCAUUCAAGUUCAUCUGCAAGUGAUCUCUCCGGCUACGAACAUGGAUAUUUAAGACGAAGCCCUGACCAGUACAGCUCAAGGGGUAGCAUGGAAAGCCUGGAGCACACAUCAACUGCAUACCAUCCUUGUCAUCUCUCUCCAGCAAAGUCUACAAACUCCGUAGAUCAACUUAAUCAUCUGCACAACAAAAGAGACUCUGCCUACAGCUCGUUUUCCACUAACUCCAGUAUUCCUGAAUACCAGCCCAUUACGUUCUGCAAGGAGCGAUCCUACUCUAUGGAAAGUAUGCUUUCACGAGGAAACCUGCAGGAUGGAAUAAAGCAUGCAGACAUAAGGUAUAUCAAGACAGUUUAUGAUUCUCAGCGUGGAGUGUCAGAAGAGUAUGAGGUCAACUCAUCACUCGUAAAACAUCGAGCUAGAUUUUCAGGUGGAUGCUCAAGGAACAGUGUUGGUCCUGCUAGUAGAUUAGAUCACAACAGAUUUAUGUCUGAGAGUGAUAUAACUGAAAAGGCUCCUCCUAUGCCACCUACUCGGAGUGACAGUUAUGCAGUAACAAAGCAUCAUGAAAGGCCAAGUUCUUGGUCCAGCAUGGACCAACAGAAAUCUUUUCGAACACAUUCCAAAGGACCAGGAUCGCCUAUGGUAUGCAGCACAAGUCUACAGCAGAAAUCAAUGUAUGGGGAAGGACAAUUGCAUACUGUGAUGGAAAAGAGCCCAGAAUGUAGCCCUCUAAUGAAACCUAAGCAAAUUUAUUCACAGAUUCCACAGCCAGGACAACCUAUGCUUCCUGCAGGAAUAUAUCCUGUUCCAUCUCCAGAACCACAUUUUGCACAUGCUCCACAACCACUUAAGAAUAAUAAUGCAAGACUUUACCCAGCACUGGCCAAAGAAGGGGCAUUAUCCGGAGGUAAAAGUGUUUCUUAUUUAGAUUCUGAAAGCAAUGUAAAAAGUAGUCAAAAUGUUACCCACAGUUCUACUUUGUCAUCAGACCAGUCCAAUAGAACUGAUAAAAAAGUAGAAGAUGAGCAUACAGAUUUAGCUCAAUACAAACUCCACUUCUCAGUUAAUUCCGAGCAUCAAACUGGUUCUUCACAAAGCAAUAAAAAUAAAAUGUCAGCUUCCAGAUUAAAUCAGUCAUCCAGUAAAAAUGAUCACCACCUAAAAACUGAUUGUAGAAAAAACGCAAAGGAACUUAGUAAUAUUGAAAAAAAGAGACAUUCUGGGCCUGGAUUUCAGUACGAGUGGAGCAACAGCCAAAAUCAGGCACAGGUGUUCUUUGGUGCUACAAGUUGGGAUUGGGAACCAUGCAGAACUAAUAACAGCACUGAUGUAAAUAAAGAUAAUGACUGUGGGCACUUAUACAGUACUGGAUCUUCAAUUAAUAAUACACCGGUUGAAAGACGGUCUCCACUUAUGUCCAGCUAUAAAAGCAAAUUAGACAGUGCAAGCUUUACAAAGCAUGUUGAAGGUAUUGACAGCUCAAUGAUUUUUUAUAACAGCUUCCAGCAACCUGAUGAGCCUUCACCAGCUUCUCAAAAGAAUUCUGUUGACUAUACCAAAAGGAGAUUACAUUCAGGUAGCAAUCAAAGUGGCAGUAACCCAAUAUAUGGAAAGACUGAUGCUAAACAACGAACUUCAGUUCUAGAAAAAAUCAGCAAAAUUGAACAACGAGAACAUGAAAGUCAAAAAUCCCUUGCUUCAGCUGCUCAAUGCCCAAGAGGAACAAGCAACAGAGCAUCUGUAAACAGCAUUGAUGAAAUAAGGAGUAUAUUUAAUUCACAGGAUCAUAUUCUAGGAGUAGAAUGCCAAAGACCUUCAAGUUCUCAACCUAAUGAUAAGAUUACUGGAACACAGCUGUUAAAAAGAACUGGAAGUGUAAAAUUAGGAGAUGCUCAGAAAACAACUCAAGAGAGUGAAGCAGACAAAAUGCAGGAGACCAAUAAUGAGCAGUGUGUUUUGCAAACUUUGCCAGACAGUGAUAAAAGAACAGUUGAUUCUCAAACAAUGCCAAAUAAAGAAGACCAUUGGCAGAGUACUUCACAGGACACUCUUGGUUUUAACAGAGCUUACAGGAACAAUAUCAAAGAUGUACAGUCCAAAGUCCUAGAAGCAACAUCUUACAGGAGAAAAGAUUUAGAAAUUAGUCCACCACAAUACAAGAAGCAAGAGAGAAGUGUGCAGAGACCUAAAUCAGCUAUUGUAUAUAGUAGGUCUCCUGUGUCUCCGCAUGCACCAAAAGAAAGACACAAUAUUACACCCUCUGACAACUUUGUGAAGAAUCAAGAAUCUCAAAGUCAAGAAGGUACAGGUGUGUCACAUCAAGUGACUCGAAUUGGUGCAAGAAGGCGUUUGACAACUGAGCAGAAAAAACGUUCCUAUUCAGAGCCAGAAAAGAUGAAUGAGGUUGGGGCGUCCGACAAUGACUUAUCAUCCACAAGUAUUCAAAAAAGGGGGCAAAACAUCAGUUUCUUGGAACAAUCAGUGGCAGACAGACGUAGAAUCUUUGAGAGGGAUGGCAAAACCUGUUCCACUGUUAACUUGUCUAGACCAGAGCUUAAGCAACUUCAGCAAAAUGCCCUUGCAGACUAUAUAGAGCGUAAAACUGGUCGGAGGCCUUCAUCCCAUGAACCUGGAUUUUUAAAGGAAAGGUCCCAAAGUACCUACUUUUCAGGGAGUUUAAUCGAUAAUCAGAGCAUCUCCUCUACAUCUAGCAUGAAUUCCCUUCAGGACCAUAACAUAUUUCGCAGUAGGGAUUCAAGGGAUAACCUUUUGCAAACAGGGCGCAUAUCCUCAACUCUGCCCACUGGUCUGACAGGAUUGUUUGACUUAGUAAGCUUGGAGAAGAAGAGUGAUUAUCCAGAGACUAGAGGUCGUACCAAUUCUUUUGUCCAGCAACGACUUCGGCUUGAAAGUAGAUCCAAAAAUGAGCUGAAAGGCAUCCCAACAAACCUUCCUAGAGAAGUGACAUCUUCAAAACCAACAGAAUUUUUUAAGGUUUUAAGACAGCAAACAGCUGAAGAUCUGGUUGAAAAUUUGCUUCAGCCUGCUCCUCUACAUGUGAGAUCAAGAUCCUCUCCUGCUGGGGAAAAAAGAAGCCAGGAUUUUGGUGUAAAGCAUGAGGUGUUUGUCAAGAACACAUCCUAUGCAACAACUGGUACAGGAUUUCGUUCCUCUAAAGGAAAAAGUGAAGAUGCAUCAGAAAAGGCAACACAUGAGACAGCAUUCAGUUCUUAUUCCACUCAUCAUACUAGCUCCGGAGGAGAUAAACAAACCCGUACUAUACAAAUGGGGAUUCAAAGACACACCAGAGCCCAAAGUCUCACUCCAGCUUCUGGAUUAUACAAUCAUCUACAGAGUGGAAGGCUGAAUACUGUAAACUCUUCCAGUAAUCUAAAUCCAUGCAAAAUUGCACAAGUUUCUUCCAGUCAUGCUUCAAAUGAAUUUGCUACCCCUGAAGGUGAUUUAUGUCCUCCUAAAAAUAUGGAUAUGUCUCCAGACGAUGAUAAGACUAAAACUAUGGAUUUAAGUUCACAUUCCAGUAAUUUUAUAAAUAACAAAAAUGAGAAAUUAAGAACAAAGUCUUCCCCACCACAGAGACCACCACUUCAUAAAAUUAAAUGCAUGGAUUUAGAAAAAGAAGAGAACCUAUCUCUCUCCAACAAUUCAUCUUCUGUAAUUGAGCAUAGUCCUUCCGUUGGUUGGAAAAACAAUACAAUGUGGAGUACAAGUUCAUCAGAGACAGAGACCCCUACAAACUAUGGAAAAAUAUCUCUUCGUAUAUCUGAGUCUUGUCUCCAAUCAUCCUCCCCUGUGGCUGUACACGAGGAAGAUGAUGAUGAAGUGUUUGUUGAGGAUCAAGAGUUGGAGACAUUCACUGAAAACCAGUUUGUUCCUCCAUCUCCACCUCCAUUCCCCCCACCUUCACUGAAAGAUGCUCUUCUCAAGAAUAGUCAAGAAAAAAUACAGCAUGUUUCUGCUGAUUCCUUUGAGAAGAACAAAAAUGAAAGGCAUCCCAUCCUAAUAGAAGGUGCAGAGAAAAUAGAAAGGGAAGACAGAACUUUGGACCAAUCAUAUUUCAAAUUACCUAUAAACAAUUUUGCUCAGCCUGAAAUACCUCAACUUCCAUCAAGUUCACUAGAAAUAAGUCACAGUUCUUCACAAUAUCCUUCCACUCAGAAUGAGGUAACCCUCUCUAAAGCACUUGAAGUUUCUGACCACAAAAUCUCUACCCAAGAAAGCACCUUAAGUCAUACCAUCACAAAUGUGAUGACCCCUGAAGAUGUCAAAUCUCAGGAGUUGGCCAAGGAGAUUGUAAACAUAGACAAAUCUCUAGGGGACAUUUUAGAUCCAGAACUCAAGAUGAAGACCACUAUGGAUCUAAUGGGUGGCCUAUUCGUGAAAAGCACCUGUGCACUAAGAGAAAGUAAUAGGAGGUGGAUCAAAGAAAGGAUGCUUCCAGACAGGGGUCAUUCAGCAGAAAAUGAAACGACAGAAAACGGCGUACGGUCGUCUGUGUGCUAUUUGAUGUCUGCUCCUGAAGCUGAACUUCUGAAGAGGAUCACAGACAUACACAAUGAGGGAUCAGGAGGAGUAGAGCCCCGUAAUCUGAAUGACAAGAAGGCCGAAUUGAUUGCCAGCCUUAACAAUAAACUUGAGAUUUUGAAGCAUGCCAAAGAAAGUCUUCUGGUUGACAUAAAGCUUAACAACAGUCUUGGAGAAGAGAUGGAGGCAGUGAUUGAGAAACUCUGCAAACCGAAUGAGUUUGACAAGUAUAAGAUGUUCAUUGGAGAUCUAGACAAAGUAGUGAAUCUUCUGCUGUCACUUUCAGGACGUUUGGCCAAGGUGGAAAAUGUACUUAACACAUUAGAAGCAGAUACCAAUGCUGAAGAACGGAGUACCUGGAAUGAAAAGAAAAAGCAACUUUGUGGACAGCAUGAAGAUGCUCGAGAACUGAAGGAAAACUUAGAUCGUCGAGAGAAAUUGGUGACAGACAUCUUAGGGAACUACCUCACCAGUGAACAAUUUCAGGACUACAGGCAUUUUGUGAAAAUGAAAUCAGCCCUUCUUAUUGAACAAAGGGAGUUGGACGAUAAGAUUAAACUUGGUCAGGAGCAACUGAAUUGUCUGUUAGAAAGUUUACCUAGUGAUUUCCUAGUCAGUAGAAAAGUGCCUUCAGCAUCUUCGGGGAAUGUAAAGAUGCUUCCACCACUGAUUACAUCUCUUUGAUAGUGCCUUAAAACUCAAGCAGAAGACUUCAGUUGGUUAAAGGUAUUAGUGAAAUUCCUAUUGGGUUAUGGUCCAGCUACUGAUACAACGUUUUUUUUUUACUGCUUAUUAAAGAAAUACCAGGAGAGAAAGCUUUUGGCAUAGAUGUCAUAAUUGUGGUGAAGGACAUACCACACUAUGUGUCAUUGCUUCACCCUAACCUUUCAAGUGAUAGAUGCUACUGGGAAUAAUGAACCUCCAUAGGCCCUAAUGGAAGGAACAGAAAGACAACAUAUUACCCCUAACUUAUAGUCUGCAGCAAAAGCCUUAAUGACUCCAAAUGCCUUCAAAAUGAUUUCUAUUUAUAAACUCCAUUUUUGUAAGUGAAUUUUGUAAGUUUUGUAUAUAUGCUAACCUGUAUUUUUCUGUAGAAAAUUCCUUUUUUGUAUGUUGUAAAGAAAUUUAACUAAAUCUGAUGGCCUACGUAAGAUUACAUAUUUUAUUGAUUUUUAGUGCCUUGCUUAAGAUUGGCAAAUUGCCAUUUUUAACAUGAUAUGGAAAUGUAAGUCCAAAGCACCAUAGUAAAUAUAGCCAAGUCUCUGCAAGGAGUGUGCCAAUAAGAAGCCUGUACAGCCUUGUUUUAUGUUGCUUUAACUGCAUGUCAGGUCCAAUGUAUUAUGAUUGCCUAAAACACAUUGGGGUGAAUUUACUUGUGUAAUUGCGCCUAAACCUUGUCAAAAUGCCACUUGGAGCAUUUCUUGCACGUAAUGUUGCAUCAAGUCUUAGAUCUAUUUAUGAAGCAAGUGUGACAAACAGAAUAUUCCACUGCACCUAGCUUGCCUGUUUCAGUUUUCCAGUUUGAUAAGAAGGCAUGGAUUAAGAUAGGAUAUGUAUGGCAAAAUUUUGGUGGACGUGUCGAGCCAUGCAGUAAAUGUAUCAUACAGUAUGAGCCAUCUUGAUAAAUUUGACACAUGUUUAGACUGCCCAUCUAUGUUUAAGAUGGUCAUUUACUAUAGCUGUAUACAAGUUUUGUGGCAUACAAAAGUCACAAAUUUUGUCAAAAAUUUGACAACAUUUGCAAAUUUUUAUCACUUCGAAAAUGUCAGCGGGAUGUGGACAGGAGGAGGCAGACCAUGGGCAGGAGCUGUGUGGCCUGACUCAUUUAACUGGCGCACAUUACACAAGAAAGCUGCUCCAGCUCCUGGCUAGAGUACAUUUCAGUUUCACCACACAAACAACAGAAGAUGAGACAAAUUUAUUAAGAGGUAGGCGACUCUUAAUAAAUUGGACAUAUCUUCCUCCAGCAUGGUUUUUGCUAAGCAUGGCGUGUGAAACAUCUGAAUCAAAUAUCUUGCCCAUAUAACGCAUGCCACUUCUGUGUUGUCCACUGUGUUGAUUUGCUCUUGUUUUCUAUACACAGACACAAAAACUUCACCACAUAUAAACUCUGAUAUUAAGGAUUAAAAACACAACUCUGGACAAUAAAAUAUUCUUUGU
This is a messenger RNA of Bufo bufo (common toad), 7904 nucleotides long. RefSeq names its product shroom family member 3 (gene SHROOM3). The transcript has 12 exons. The record is from RefSeq and is a predicted model, not a curated record. Lineage: Eukaryota; Metazoa; Chordata; Amphibia; Anura; Bufonidae. Gene Ontology annotation, molecular function: actin filament binding. Bases 585 to 6428 code for a protein of 1947 amino acids. Gene Ontology annotation, cellular component: apical junction complex; cortical actin cytoskeleton; adherens junction. Gene Ontology annotation, biological process: actin filament organization.